CCUUUCUUCUUCAUGAAUCUAUGAUUUUUUCAUAGUUUCUCUUUUGAUUUUCAGAAACUUUUGUUCUAGAUUAGAUGCAUAUCUAUACAACAUGUGGUCUUUGGGAAUUAGGUGCAACUACGGGAUGGAUUUUUGAGGCUGAUGGCAAAGGGGGUAGGCUAUUGUUAGUGGAAUCAAAUUGUACUUUAGAUGAAUUAAAAAGGAUGAUUUUGGAGGAUUUUGGUAUGGAAGAAGAAAUCAUAGCCGAUUUGGAGUUAAGUUAUCUACCUGCUGAGUUGAUCAAUACUUCAGGAUGUCCACCUGUGAUCAUUGCAAACGAUCGUCAGCUUCAUAAUUUUGUUCGAUUUGUUCAAAAGAGUGCUUCUACUCGAUUGUGUGUAACAUGUAAAGCCAAGGCUGAGAAUCCGAAUAAAGAAGCCUUUGAUCUUAACAAACCGCCAGCUGAUCCAUGUACUCAUGAAGAGAAAGGAAACUCGUUUGACAAUGGGGACGAAUCAGCUCCUGUGUAUGCUGAGAGGCAGGGGAAUAAGAAGAAUGAAAAGCGGAAAGGAGUCGCAGUUGAUGAGGAUGGGGACUAUGAUGCUGAUACCAUGAUCUCUGAAAAAGAGAACAUACAUAAAAUGUCAAAGUUUUCUCUGCUCCAUGUUGUUAAGGUCGGACAAUUUUUUGAGAACAAAACUUUGUUGAAGGCGACUUUCGAGAUGUGUGCAAUGAAGCAUAACUUUGACUACCAGGUUAUCAAAACGGAUAGACAACUUUGGUAUGUUAGAUGUGCAGAUAAUGCAUGCAAUUGGGGUGUUCGAGCAGAGUGUCUGAAGGAUUCAUCAUAUUUCAUGAUCAAGAAGUAUGUCGGUAAACAUACAUGCGCACCUUCAAGCAAAACCAAAGCGGGUAAGACUGCUUCAGCAAAAACAAUAGGCAGUCUGAUUAUGCAUAAGUAUGUAGGCGUCAAGGAAGGGCCGAAAUGUAAUGAUAUCAUACAGAUUAUGCGUAGUGAUCAUGGAUGCGAGAUAUCAAAAUCUUUAGCAUGGGAUGCGCGUGAAUAUGCGAUCAGUGCAGUUAGAGGUAUUCCAGAGAGAAGUUAUGGGAAAAUACCAAAAUACUUGCACAUGCUGAGAGAGGCUAAUCCAGGUACACACACAUCCUAUGAGAUUGACGGAAAUGAGAACUUUCGUUACCUAUUUAUUGCAUUUGGGCAAUCGAUAAGAGGAUUUAACAGAGUCAUGAGGCGGGUUAUUGUGAUCGAUGGGACCUUUUUGAAGAAUAAAUACAAAGGAGUUUUACUGGUUGCUACGGCUUUAGACGGAAAUUCAAAUUUGUAUCCUAUUGCGUUUGGAAUAGUCGACUCAGAGAAUGAGCGUUCUUGGGAAUGGUUUAUGAGACAACUUAAGGUUGUCAUUGCAGAUGAUCAUGAUUUGGCUUUUAUUUCAGACAGACAUGGGUCUAUCGCUAAGGCAAUUGAAAACGUGUAUCCAUCAGCCAGACACGGGAUUUGUAUUCAUCAUUUGUUGAAUAAUGUGGUCACAUAUUUCCAUGGGAAAGGACUUGCUGGGUUGGUUUCAAAGGCGUCCAAGGCUUAUCGAGUUUCUGAGUUUGAGAAGACAUUUGCUACUGUGUGUAAUAUCAGUCCGGCAAUUGGAGAUUAUCUUAGGGAAGCUGAUGUGCAAAAAUGGGCUAGAUGUCAAUUCCCUGGAUACAGAUACGACAUAAGGACAACCAAUCCUGCUGAAUCUAUCAACUCUGCUUUGCGUUCACCGAGAGAGUAUCCAGUCAUCCCUUUGUUAGACAGUAUCAGGGAAAUGUUAACACAAUGGUUUUAUGAGCGUAAGAAACUGAUUUCAAAGCAUAAACAUCCUCUGACUAAAGAUGUAGAGAAAAAAAUAGAGAGGAGAAUCGGGAAAGGCGCCACAUUUGUAGUUUACCCUGUCAGUGCUGGUCGAUUGCUUGUUAGAGGUGAUAAAUUCGACUGCUUAGUUGAUUUGGAUAGAAGGACUUGUUCAUGUGGAAAGUACACCCUUAUGAAGAUCCCUUGUAGGCACGCAAUUAAAGCUGGUUUUCAUGUUGGAAGAGAGCCACACACAUUGACUGAUUUGAUGUAUACUACAGGAGCUUGGAGAGAAGCUUAUGAAGAAAGCAUAAAUCCUAUUGAUGUUCCUGAGGAUGCUUGGUCUAUACCAGAAGAUGUUAAGAAAGUCAUUGUUUUACCACCACAGACAAGAAGAUCAGUUGGAAGAAAAAGAAAACGCAGAUAUGAAACUGCGGAAGACAAAAUUCGGUCAUCGCAAAUAUCACGAAGAAAGCAGCCUCGGAAGUGUAGUAGAUGUGGUAUUAGUGGGCACAACAGAGCAACUUGUCAAGUACCAAUAUAGUCAGUCACAAAUGGUUGCUCUGUUCAAGUUUGCAAGUGGCGGUAGAUGGCGAGCUAGGCGAGCUUAUUUCAAAGUGCAUUCUCAUCAUUUGGAUAAAUUUCACAGGUUGCUUUGUACGGUUUUUUUCUUCUAAACACUAUAGGUUCUCUUUUCAAUUGGAUAAAUUUCGUUUGGAUUUUUU
Messenger RNA from Brassica napus (rape), 2550 nucleotides. RefSeq lists its product as uncharacterized. The transcript is spliced from 2 exons. The record is from RefSeq and is a predicted model, not a curated record. NCBI's taxonomy places the organism in Eukaryota, Viridiplantae, Streptophyta, Magnoliopsida, Brassicales, Brassicaceae. Gene Ontology annotation, molecular function: zinc ion binding. Bases 75 to 2369 code for a protein of 764 amino acids.